AUGCCCUACUUCAUUGUGUGUAACCGGCAGCUUAGCUGGACUCUGACACUGGUGCUUGGGUAUCUCUUUUACCUCCUCCUGGGAGCCAUGAUGUUCCAACUACUAGAGAAGCAGGCAGAAGCUCAGAGUCGAAACCGGUUCCAAAUGAAGAAGCUUAUGUUCCUGCAAAACUAUACAUGCCUGGAUCGUCAAGCUCUGGAACAGUUUGUGCAGGUCAUUAUGGAAGCCUGGGAAAAAGGAGUCAACCCUGAAGGAAAUUCAACCAAUCCUAGUAACUGGGACUUUAGCAAUAGUUUCUUCUUUGCUGGGGCUGUAGUCACUACUAUAGGUUAUGGGAACUUGUCCCCCAGUACAGUAGCUGGACAGGUCUUCUGUGUAUUUUAUGCUUUGUUUGGGGUCCCUCUUAAUUUGGCAUUUCUUAAUCGGUUGGGGAAAGGACUCAGCACACACCUGAUUGACCUGGACGGAUGGGUCCACAAGUCAGGGCGAGCUCAGGUGAUGCAGACAUUAACCAUGCUAUUAUUUCUGAUGGCUGGGACUUUACUCUUCCUGGUUUUUCCACCAAUGAUCUUCAGUUAUGUUGAAGGCUGGAGUUAUGGAGAAGGCUUCUACUUCACCUUUAUCACCCUCAGCACCAUUGGAUUUGGAGAUUAUGUAGUAGGCACUGAUCCUAGCAAGCACUAUAUUUCAGUGUACCGAAGCUUGGCAGCAAUUUGGAUUGUUUUUGGUUUAGCCUGGCUUGCUCUGAUAUUCAACCUAGGAGCAAACCUAAUGGAAAAAUUCCUACAAUUUAAUAAGCAAAAGCCAGAUCCAGGGAUAACAGAAGUUACUAUUUCCAAAGUAGAAGAUAAUCUUGACCAGCCCAGGAUCCACAUUCCCAGCUGA
Pseudonaja textilis is the source of this 885-nucleotide messenger RNA. RefSeq names its product potassium two pore domain channel subfamily K member 16 (gene KCNK16). Gene Ontology annotation, molecular function: potassium ion leak channel activity; outward rectifier potassium channel activity. Gene Ontology annotation, biological process: stabilization of membrane potential; potassium ion transmembrane transport. NCBI's taxonomy places the organism in Eukaryota, Metazoa, Chordata, Lepidosauria, Squamata, Elapidae. The record is from RefSeq and is a predicted model, not a curated record. Gene Ontology annotation, cellular component: plasma membrane.